UACAAACCGGAUGCACUGCUUUCUUUUCAACCUCACAGAGGCUGUGUAUAAGAAGGUGGGCAAGACAGUUCUAUACAUCCCAAUGGAAGCCCUACAGUGCAGACCUGAGGUGGCCAGCAAGGACAAGACGCUGAUACAGAGAAUGGAGACUGUUGUGAUCCACUGGACGGAUCAGGUCAAGGAGCUACUAAGUACCCAAGAAAUAAUGAAGAUGAGGGACAAGUGUGGCCCGCUGCAGGAGAUUGCCUUCUGGAAGAGUCGCUCUGCAAAGCUGUUGGACAUCAGCCAGCAACUGCAAAAGCCUGGGGUCAGGCACAUCCAGAAUAUCCUGCUGCUCUCCAAGUCUCGCUACAUAAAAGACUUCUGCAAACUGGCCCAGGAAAUACAGGAAUGCUCUGUGCAGGCCCAAUCAAACAUGACCUUCCUGUCCAUGCUGAAGGAGCCAUUGGAAGAGUUUGCCCAGCUGAAGCCUAACCAAGUCGCUCCGAAGCUGCGACACAUUGUCAGUCUCAUUCGCAUCAUCAGGGACAACUCCCUCCACUACAACACCAACCAGAGGAUCACUGGUCUCUUCUGCAAGGUAUGUGACUGCCAGUACCAGUUUGCCCGUUGGGAGGACGGUCAGCAGAGGGCCCUGCCCUGCUUUGGUAGCUCCCAGGGACCAGAGUUCACCCACUCCCUUCUGGAGAUAGAGGGCAAAUUCCAGCGUGGCCUAAAGAACCUGCACUCUCUUGACAAGGACAUCCUUGAUGUUGAAAGCACCACAUGGUGCAAUGAAUUCAACAAGUUUCGUGCAGUCGUGAAGGAUCUGGAAUUAAUGAUGCAGAACCUGAUCUUUUCAGUGUUUAAGACGGUGUACACAGUGCAGGAAGGAGUUCGGCUUCUGUUCAUUUUCAGGCCUAUCUCUUCACGAGAGGCCAUUAGGCGUACCACAGAAGAGAAGGUGGAAGAAGUGAACAACAUCAUUAGCAAGGAGCUCAGAAUGGUCAACAAGGAGCUGAACCAGAUGAUGUGGUCUCCACCUGACCAUAUGCCCCGGCUGGCAGGCCAGGCCCACUGGUUGAGGGCCCUCAGACAACGCUUAGCGAGACCCAUGGAAGUGCUUCAGAAGGCCCACUUCUUACCUGAGUCAUACAACCGCAAGCAGGUGCUUUUCACCUACAACCAGAUGGUUCAGGUGCUGGACGACAUGGAGAGGAAGUACUUCAGCGAGUGGAACCAGAAGCUGGAUGGAAAAUACCUCAAGAAACUGGAGCAGCCACUCAUGGUGCGCCGCAAGGACAGCACCGCCAAGCUCGACAUCAACUUUGAUAACAACCUGUUGAAUAUGUUCUCUGAGGUCCACUACUGGGAUCGACUGAAGUACGAGAUCCCACAGUGUGUGUCCGACAUUUCCCAGGACAGGGAGGACAUCAUAGGCCUGAGUGAGCGAGCGCUGCUGCUAGUCAGGGACUACAACAGGAUCAUUGGAAUGCUGUCUCCAGACGAGUUGGGUCUGUUCCAGGAGCGGAUUAGUUUCAUCGAUAAGAAAAUUCAGCCGGGGCUGACCAAGCUCCUGUGGUCUUCUAAAGGAGCUGCUAACGUCUUCAUCCGUGACUGUCUCGUGCAUGUUAACAAGGUCCAGCAGAUAGUCGAUGGUUACAAAGCAUCCAAUCAAUCCAUCUCCAACCUCUGUCGCCAAAUCAGUGAAACAUUGCUGGUUAAAUUGGAUGGAAAGACUGUAUACAGGAACCUGGACUUUGAGGAUGACCAGAAGACUCACCAGCAGAGCACUCUCAAAAUACUGCGCGCGGUGCACAAGGAUAUUGUUGACAUUAUGACCCGCAUCCAUCACACCUUCUCUAAUGAUGGAUCUGAGGUCCAGGAGCACUGGCUGACCUACACAGAGAAAGUGGACCACUUGGUAGAGCAAGCUCUCAGGAGCAACAUCAAGCGCUCCAUGGAGAAGCUAUCCAGGGCCAUCAAUGGAGACAGCAAGACAUCACCCAAUCCCUUGUUCAAAGUCCUGGUAGCACUGCGCCAGACAACGCCCCAGACCACACCUAAGGUCGAGUUUUCCCCGACACUCGGAAAGCUUGCUCAGAUUGUGAACGUUAUGCCUCAGCUCAUCAACACCAUCUCAGAAUUGAAACGACUGCCUGAAAUUCUCUCCAGCAAACGGUCAUUGGGGAAUCCCAUACACAUGAACAUAGAGCAUGACGAGGAGAUAAGGAAGAUUCAGGCUGCGGUUGCUGCAGGGAUGACAGCCAAUGCCGGCCACAUGCAGGUCUAUCUGAAGACCUGGGACAAAUACAGGGACAUCUGGCAGAGCAACCAGGACUCCUUUAUACAACGCUACCGGAGACUGAACCCACCAGUCACUACUUUUGAUGCAGAUAUACACAGGUACACGGAAAAAGCCUACAGCAUUCAACAGGAAGAGACGGUGUUGAACAUCUGGUUUGUCACGCUGGACUGUUCACCAAUCAAGUCCUCCUUGGCGCAGCUUUGCAGUGAAUGGCAAACCAAGUUCACUGAGCUGCUCAGCCACAUGGCCUGCACCCACCUAAAAGAACUCCAUGGCUCUCUGCAAGACAAUGCCAACAGGAUAAGACAACCUCCCCAGACACUGGUGGAGCUCGGUGAGAGCAUGAAGCUCUUGGAGACUCUCCAGGGCGAUUUGGCCAAGACAGAGGCUCAGAUUCCUCUCAUCCAUGACCAGUUUGCUAUCCUGGACAAAUAUGAGGUCCCAGUGGAACAGGCUGUGCAGGAUAUGCGUGAGGUGCUGAAUGGGGAGUGGGUGUGGUUCCAGCAGGUGCUGAUUGACAGUGACAUCAUGCUGCAGAAGCAGAAGGAGAAGUUUAGGAACAGUAUCAUCCCUGAGUUCAUGAAAAAGAUCGAGACCAUUUUGCAGGAGUUCAACAGCAGAGGUCCAUUUGACAGCGCACUGAGCACUGAGUUGGCCUUAAACCAGAUAGCAGGGUAUCGCAGUCAACUGGAGGCCCUACAAGAGGAAGAGAGCACCAUCUCUCUUGGGCUGGGCUUCUCCGAAACAGAGCAGCCCCCUUCCAAAAGCAUCCGGACACUGGACAAGGACAUAGAUCACCUGAAGCAGGUCUGGGAGAUAACACAGGAGUGGAAUGCUAACUGGGACAUCUGGAAGGUUGGUCAGCUUUCUACGCUGCAGACGGAGAGCAUGGGCAGCACCGCACAGGACUUGUUCAAAAAACUCCACAAACUCCAGAGAGAACUAAAGGAUAAGGAGUGGGACAUUGUAGAUUCCUCCAAGAACAAGAUCAACCAGUUCAAGCGGAUCAUCCCUCUCAUUGCUGAUCUGAGGAACCCAGCCAUGAGAGACAGGCACUGGAAGCAGAUCUGUGAAGAGCUGAAGUGCUCUUUCGAUCAUACCAGCACUGAUUUCACCCUGGAGAAGAUCAUAUCUCUGGACCUUGACGAGCACGCUGACAUGAUCUGUGAGAUCUCUGGAGCCGCCAGCAAGGAGCUCUUCAUAGAAAAGGGUCUGGAGGAGAUCACCAAGACAUGGGAGGAAACGUUCCUUGACUUAGAACCUUACAAAGGCCACUAUCGGCUGAGGGGCACAGAUGAGGUUGUUCAGGCCCUGGAGGAGAACAUGUCCAUCCUGUCCACAAUGAAGGCAUCUCGGUUUGUCAAAGCCUUUGAGAGGGACGUUGACUGCUGGGAACGGCGGCUGUCACAGGUGCUGGAAGUCAUCGAGAUGAUACUCACUGUGCAGCGGCAGUGGAUUUACCUGGAGAACAUUUUCCAAGGAAAGGACAUCAGGGAGCAGCUGCCUCAUGAAUGCAAAGACUUUGAAGACUUCAGUUCAAGUUGGAAGACCGUCAUGAGCCAACUCCACAAGGACCACAACGCCUUGCAGGGAACACACCACCCUGGUCUGCCUGAGAAGCUGUCAGUGAUGAGUGCCAAGCUGGAGGAAAUCCAGAAGGCCCUGGACAUGUACCUGGAGUCCAAGAGGCAGAUCUUCCCAAGGUUUUACUUUCUGUCUAAUGAUGAUGUGCUGGAGAUCCUGGGACAGUCACAGAACCCCGAAGCCAUUCAACCCCACCUGAAGAAGUGUUUCGACAACAUCAAGAGCCUGCGCAUUGAAAAGGCAGGGAACACAAGCACUAAACAAUACGCCACUGGGAUGUUCUCUGCUGAUGGGGAGUUUAUUUCCUUCAGUUACAAAGUGGAACUGGACAGGCCUGUGGAGGUUUGGCUGUGUGAUGUUGAGAAGACCAUGCGUGUUACACUGAGGGACUGUCUGGCCAGGUGUCUUGUAGUUCUGAAGAAGAUGGCAGGCCAGUUGGACAAAUGGGUCAAAGAUUGGCCGGGACAGAUGCUGAUCACGGCCAGUCAGAUCCAGUGGACAACUGAUGUCACUAAAUCUCUAAUUACCAGCAAGGAGAGAGCUGAUAAGUCCUCUCUCAAGUCCAUGAGGAGGAAACAGGUCUCCAAGCUUCAAUGCUAUUCAGAGAUCAUUCGUGGCAACUUGUCCAAAGUCCUACGUCUGAAGAUUGUUGCACUGGUGACGGGGGAGGUCCAUGCUCGGGAUGUCAUUGAUAAGCUGGCCAAGGCAGGCUGCAAUGAUGUCAAUGCCUUCGAAUGGCUCUGCCAGCUGCGACUAUACUGGGAGAAGGAUGACUGCAUAAUCCGACAGACUAACACACGUUUCAGGUAUGGCUACGAAUACCUGGGCAACUCUGGACGACUCGUCAUCACUCCACUUACUGACAGAUGUUACAUGACCCUGACCACAGCACUCCAUCUCCAUCGGGGGGGCUCUCCUAAAGGCCCAGCUGGUACUGGGAAGACAGAGACAGUAAAGGACUUGGGCAAAGCUCUAGGCAUAUAUGUCAUCGUGGUCAACUGCUCCGAAGGGCUAGACUACAAAUCUAUGGCACGCAUGUACUCUGGCCUGGCACAGACAGGAGCAUGGGGGUGCUUUGAUGAGUUCAACCGAAUCAACAUCGAGGUGCUGUCGGUGGUGGCCCAGCAAAUCCUUUCCAUUCUAUCCGCCCUCUCAGCUGGACAAUCCAAGUUCCAUUUUUGCGAACAGCACAUACGUCUGGUCCCGUCGUGUGGCAUUUUUAUCACCAUGAAUCCCGGUUACGCUGGUCGUACUGAGCUUCCAGACAACCUCAAGUCUAUGUUCAGACCUAUCUCCAUGGUGGUGCCAGACUCUACUCUAAUCGCUGAGAUCAUACUGUUUGGAGAGGGCUUCAACAAUUGCAAGCUCCUGGCAAAGAAAGUGUUCACCCUGUACUCCCUGGCAGUGCAGCAGCUGUCUAAACAGGACCACUAUGAUUUUGGCCUGCGUAGUCUCACCUCCAUGCUCCGCUAUGCUGGAAAGAAGCGGCGCUCUUGCACCAAAGUUCCCGAUGAAGAAAUCCUGCUAAUGGCUAUGAAGGACAUGAACAUCGCUAAGCUGACCUCUGCCGACGUCCCUCUGUUUAAUGGGAUCACUCAGGACUUGUUCCCUGCUGUGGAAAUACCCAUUAUAGACUAUGGCAAGUUGAAGGAGGCUAUAGAGGUGGAGCUUCGUCGGAGCGGUUUGCAGGUGACUCCUUUUACCGUGACCAAAGUCAUCCAACUUUAUGAGACCAAAAAUUCUCGACACUCCUCCAUGCUGGUGGGCAAGACAGGCAGUGCUAAGAGUGUUACCUGGAGGACUCUGCAGACUGUCCUCAGUUCCCUUCACAACAAGGGAGAGCCUGGCUUUGAGCUGGUCCAGGAGUAUCCUCUGAACCCCAAGGCAAUGAGUUUGGGAGAGCUGUAUGGAGAAAAUGACCUCUCCACCAAUGAGUGGUCUGACGGAGUGCUGUCUUGCCUCAUGAGAUCAGCCUGCGCAGAUGAGAAGCCAGAUGAAAAGUGGAUUGUGUUUGACGGGCCUGUUGACACGCUGUGGAUAGAGAGUAUGAACUCUGUUAUGGAUGACAACAAGGUGCUCACGCUCAUCAAUGGAGAGAGAAUCUCCAUGCCUGAACAGGUGUCUUUGCUGUUUGAAGUGGAGCACUUGGCAAUGGCCUCUCCAGCUACGGUUUCUCGCUGUGGGAUGGUCUACAACGAUUACACUGAUCUGGGAUGGAAGCCUUUCGUUCAGUCCUGGCUGGACAAGCGACCCAAGGCUGAAGGGAAUCAUUUAAAGCGUUUGUUUGAAAAAUAUAUAGAGAGCACACUGAACUUUAAGAGGAGCAACUGCAAGGAAAUUAUUCCCAUCACAGAACUAAAUGGAGUAACCUCUCUCUGCCGCCUCUACGACUCCCUGGCCACAUCCAGCAAUGGGGUUAAUGCUUCGGACACAGAAAACUUGGGUACAAUGGUGGAACUCUGGUUCAUCUUCAGCCUUAUCUGGUCCAUCUGUGCCUCUGUUGACGAGGAUGGACGCAAGAGGAUGGACAACUUCAUACGGGAGAUGGAGGGCACCUUCCCCAUCAAGGACAUGGUUUAUGAGUACUAUGUCGACACCAAGAACAAAACCUGGGCCUCUUUUGAAGACAAGCUGCCAAAGGCCUGGCGUUACAAUGCAAAUGCUCCAUUCUAUAAGAUUAUGGUUCCUACAGUGGACACUGUUCGCUACAACUUCCUGGUUAUGGCUCUGGUGUUGGGUCAGUACCCAGUGCUGCUCACUGGGCCUGUUGGAACUGGUAAAACCUCGGUGGCUCAGAGCGUUCUGCAGGGCUUGGAUAACAAGUGGGCUGCCCUCACUGUCAACAUGUCUUCACAGACCACCACUAAUAACAUCAAGGCCAUCGUGGAGAGCCGCAUAGAGAAGAGAACCAAGGGGGUGUUUUUUCCGGCAGGUGGGAAACGCUUACUGUGGUUCCUGGACGACCUCAACAUGCCGGCCAACGACCUCUUUGGCUCCCAGCCACCGCUGGAACUGCUGCGCCUCUGGAUCGACUAUGGCUUCUGGUAUGACCGCCAGAACCAAAACUUAAAGUUUGUUAAGAACAUGUUCCUGUUGGCGUCCAUGGGGCCCCCUGGUGGAGGGAGGACUCACAUCUCUGGCCGCUUACAGAGUCGAUUCAAUCUCAUCAAUAUGACCUUCCCUCAUGAUUCCCAGAUCAGGAAGAUCUACAGUACCAUGAUCAACCAAAAACUGGAAUGCUUUAAGGAGGAGGUGAAGCCGAUUGGAGAAGUUUUGACUCAGGCCACCUUAGAGCUGUAUUAUGCCGUGACAGCUCGUUUUCUUCCCACUCCAGCCAAGACCCACUACCUCUUCAACCUCAGGGAUAUCUCCAAGGUGUUUCAAGGUCUGCUAAGAGCUCACCCAGAAUUCCAUGAUACCAAAAACAACCUCGCUAGACUGUGGAUCCAUGAGUGCUUUAGGGUUAUCUCAGACCGGCUGGUAGAUUACAGUGACAUGGAUGCCUUUGUGGCUUUGCUGGGGGACAAACUAGGCUCACUCUUUGACCUCACGUUCCACAACAUCUGCCCCAACAAACAACCGCCAAUAUUUGGUGAUUUCCUGAGUGAAUCUAAUGUGUAUGAAGACCUGCUAGACAUGAAGGGUCUCAAGAAGUUCAUGGAGACCCAGCUAGAGGACUACAACCUGACUCCCGGCGUAGUGCCCAUGAGCCUGGUGCUCUUCCGAGACGCCAUCAAACACAUAACCCGUGUAGUACGUGUGAUCAGUCAGCCUAGGGGCAACACUCUGCUGGUUGGUGUUGGGGCCUCUGGCAGACAGAGCCUGUCUAAGAUGGCUGCCUUCAUCUGUGAAUACCAGGUAUUCCAGGUGGAAGUCACCAAGCAGUACCAAAAACCGGAGUUCAGAGAAGACAUCAAGAAGCUGUACUGGUUGACUGGUGUGGACAACAAGCCCACAGUCUUCUUGUUCAAUGACACGCAGAUUGUAGAUGAAUGCUUCCUAGAAGACAUCAAUAAUAUCUUGAGCUCUGGCGAGGUGCCUAACCUCUACAAGCAGGACGAGUUUGCUGAGGUGUGCAAUGCUCUAUCAGAGUCUGCCAGGAAGGACAAUGUAACAGAGACUCCUGACUCCCUGUUCAGCUACUUGAUAGAGCGAGUCAGGAACAACCUGCACAUAGUGCUCUGUAUGAGUCCAGUGGGAGAGUCCUUCAGGAACCACAUCCUCCAGUACCCAGCGCUGGUCAACUGCACCACCAUUGACUGGUUCUGUGAGUGGCCCAAAGAUGCUCUGCUGGAGGUAGCUGAGAGGUACUUGGAUGGACUGGAGCUGGGCUCCUUGGAGGGGAUCCAGACAAAAGUAGCCAGUGUCUUCGUGACCACACACCAGUCAGUUGCACAGGUCUCCCAAAGGAUGAAGUUGGAACUGAGGAGACAUAAUUAUGUGACACCCACGAACUACCUGGAGCUGGUGUCUGGAUACAAAAAGUUGUUGGCAGAGAAACGCAGUGAACUGGGCGAGCAGGUGAGCAAGCUGCGGAAUGGCCUGUUCAAGAUCAAUGACACACGGGAGAAGGUGGAGGCCAUGUCGGUGGAGCUUGAGGAGGCCAAGAAGCAGGUGGCAGAGUUCCAGAUACAGUGUGACGAGUACCUGGCCGUCAUUGUAGAGCAGACAGCAGAGGCUAACAAGCAAAAGAAUGUGGUGAGUGCUAACAGUGUGAAAAUCGGGGCAGAAGAGUUACAGUGUAAAGCCAUGGCUGAGAAUGCACAGAGAGAUCUGGACGAGGUCCUGCCUGCACUGAAUGAGGCCAUGAAGGCUCUGGAGUCUCUGAAUAAGAAGGACAUGACAGAGAUCAAGUCGUAUGGCUGUCCCCCAACGCUGGUGGAGACAGUGAUGCAGGCUGUCAUGACCCUUCUGGGUAAAGAGGCUACCUGGGCCGAGGCCAAGCGACAGCUGGGUGAUUCCAACUUCAUCAAAACGUUAGUUAACUUUGACAGAGACAAUAUAACAGACCGUGUGUUGAAGAAGACCGGCCAGUACUGCAGGCAGGUAGACUUCCAGCCAGAGAUCAUCGGCAAAGUAUCAUCAGCUGCCAAGUCCCUCUGCAUGUGGGUCAGAGCGAUGGAGGUUUAUGGGCGUGCAUUCAGGGUGGUGGAGCCCAAGCGGGCUCAGCUGAAUGCUGCCAUGGCCCAGUUAGCAGAGAAACAGGCUUCUCUGACUGCAGCACAGGACAAACUGCGAGAGGUGGGGGAGAAGAAAGACGAGUUGGAGAGGCAGCUCGGUGAGAAGCUGGUCAUGAAGAAGACUUUGAGGGAGAAAUCCGAUGAGAUGGAGAUGAAACUGGACCGAGCUGACAAACUGGUGACUGGACUGGCUGGAGAGAGGGUUCGCUGGGAGAAGAGAGUUGCUGGUCUUGAGGAAAACAUGGGAUACCUGGUGGGAGACUGUUUGCUAGCAGCGUCUUUCCUGUCCUACAUGGGACCCUUCCUUUCCAACUAUAGAGAGGAGCUGCUUGCCAUCUGGAUGAAGGAGGUCCGGGACUUGGCAAUCCCAUGCACACCCGGGUUCUGUUUUGCAGUCUUUAUGUCCAAGCCUACAGUCGUGAGGGACUGGAACAUUCAGGGCCUGCCAUCUGAUGCUUUCUCUACUGAGAAUGGAGUUAUCGUUACUCGCGGAAACCGAUGGCCACUGAUGGUGGACCCUCAAGGCCAAUCUCUGAAAUGGAUCAAGAAUAUGGAAAUGAAGAGAGGUCUGAAAGUAAUAGACUUUCAAAUGCCAGACUUCCUGCGGGUGCUGGAGAAUUCCAUACAGUUAGGGAAUCCUGUUCUGCUGCAGAAUGUCCAGGAGGAUUUGGACCCCUCUCUCGACCCAGUUCUUAACAAGUCCCUGACACGGAUAGGCGGCAGGCUGCUGUUGAAGCUGGGUGAUAAGGAGGUGGAGUACAAUCCAGAGUUUCGUUUCUACAUCACCACCAAGCUGUCUAACCCCCACUACACUCCAGAGAUUUCUACAAAGACCAUCAUAGUCAACUUCGCUGUCUUGGAGCAGGGUCUGGAAGCCCAACUUCUGGGAAUUGUGGUGCGCAAGGAGCGUCCGGAGCUAGAAGAACAGAAAGACUCUUUGGUGAUCAGCAUUGCUUCUGGAAAGAGAAGCCUGGAGGAGCUUGAGGAUGAGAUUCUCAGGCUGCUGAAUGAGGCGACCGGCUCAUUGCUGGACGAUGAGCAGCUGGUGACAACCCUGCAGACAUCUAAAGUGACAGCCACUGAGGUUUCAGAGCAGCUUGAGAGCAGUGAACAAACUGAGAUCAAGAUCGACUCUGCUAGAGAGGCCUAUCGCCCAUGUGCCCAGCGAGCCUCCAUCCUCUUCUCCAUUCUAAACGACAUGGGCCGCAUGGACCCGAUGUACCAGUUCUCACUGGAUGCCUACAUUGACCUUUUUAAGCUUAGCAUAAAAAAGAGCAAGCGCAGCCACAAACUAGAAGAAAGGAUCGCCAACCUCAAUGAGUUCCACACAUAUGCAGUAUACAGGUACACGUGUCGUGGUCUGUUUGAGUGCCAUAAGCUAAUCUUCAGCUUCCAGAUGUGUGCCAAAAUCCUGGAGGUGGCUGGAAAACUCAACAUGGAUGAGUACAGCUUCUUCCUCCGAGGAGGACUCGUACUUGAUAAGGAGGAUCAGAUGGACAACCCUUGUACCAGUUGGCUGGUAGACUCCAGCUGGGACAACAUCACAGAGCUGGAUAAGCUGCCCAACUUCCAUGGCAUCAUGGCCUCCUUUGAACAGUACCCCCGAGACUGGAACCUUUGGUUCACCAGUGCUGAGCCAGAGAAUGCCCCACUACCAGGUGAUUGGGAUAAUAACUGCAAUGAUCUCCAGAAGAUGCUGUUAGUGCGCUCUCUGCGUCCGGGCCGUGUCUCCCUGUGCGUCACCUCCUUCAUUGUUAACAGCCUCGGCCAUCACUUUGUGGAACCGCCUGUUCUCGACAUGAAGGCUGUUGUGGAGGAAUCCACCUGCAGGACUCCUCUGAUCUUCAUUCUGUCUCCUGGGGUGGACCCCACGGGAGCCCUGCUGCAGCUGGCUGAGGCCUCUGGAAUGAGCAAGCAAUUCCAUGCUCUCUCUCUGGGCCAGGGACAGGCCCCCAUCGCCAAGAGAAUGAUAGAGGAGGGCGUCAAGAAUGGUCACUGGGUGUUCCUUGCCAACUGUCACCUCUCUCUCUCAUGGAUGCCUGAGCUGGACAAGCUGGUGGAGCAGCUACAAAUGCAGGAGCCCUACUCAAACUUCAGACUCUGGCUCAGCUCUUCGCCCCAUCCUGGAUUUCCCAUUACCAUCCUGCAGGCUGGUAUCAAGAUGACCACCGAACCACCAAAGGGCGUGAAAGCCAACAUGAAGCGUCUGUACCAGCUGGUGACGGAUGUUCAAUUCACCCGCUGCUCGAGACCCGUAUUAUACAGGAAGAUGCUCUUCUCCCUCUGCUUUUUCCACAGCAUCCUGCUGGAAAGGAAGAAGUUUUUACAGCUGGGCUGGAACAUUGUCUAUGGAUUCAACGAUUCUGACUUUGAGGUGAGUGAGAAUCUGCUCAGUCUGUACCUGGAUAUGUAUGAGGAGAUUCCCUGGGAUGCGCUGAAGUACCUUAUUGCUGGGAUCAACUAUGGAGGUCAUGUAACAGACGACUGGGACAGACGUCUUCUAACCACAUACUCCAGUGACUACUUCUGUGAUGCUGCUGUGAACCAGCCCUUCUUCAAAUUGUCCCCCUUAACAUCCUAUUACAUCCCCCGUGACGGUCCCCAGUCCUCCUACAAGGAACAUAUCAGCAUGCUGCCGUCCACAGAGCACCCUGAGGUGUUUGGCCAGCACCCUAAUGCUGACAUUGCCAGCCAGAUCGCCGAAACCAGGAGGCUGUUUGACACCUUGCUCUCCCUGCAGCCCCAGGUCACCAGUCCUACUGCUUCGGGGGCGAGGCCCAGUAGAGAAGAUAAGGUAUUAGAGCUGCUGGCAGACGUCAGUGGGAAGAUCCCGCCAUUGAUUGACUACGAGGGCACCAGGUCCAUCCUCCAGGACAACCUCUCACCUAUCAAUGUGGUCCUGCUACAAGAGAUCCAGGGAUACAAUUGUCUACUGGACACCAUCAUUUCAUCCCUGGCGGAGCUGGAGAAAGGGAUAAAAGGCUUGGUGGUGAUGUCAUCCACCUUGGAGGAGACUUUCCGCUACAUCCAUGAUGCCCGUGUUCCACCGCUGUGGGAGAAGGCGUACCCUUCACUGAAGCCUCUGGCAGCGUGGACCAGGGAUCUUUGCCUGCGGGUCAAUGAGUUUGCGCGCUGGGCAGAGACGGCCCAGCCCCCCAACCUGUUCUGGCUCUCCAGCUUCACCUUCCCUAACGGGUUCCUCACCGCUGUGCUGCAGUCCUCUGCUCGACAGCACAACAUAUCUGUGGACACUCUGUCUUGGGAGUUUAUAGUGUCCACUGUAGAUGACAGCAACCUCACUGACCCGCCCAAGGAUGGAGUAUUUGUCCGGGGUUUAUACCUGGAGGGGGCUGGUUGGGACAAGAGGAACUCCUGUCUGGUGGAAGCUGAACCCAUGCAGAUGGUCUGUCCCAUCCCCACCAUCCACUUCAAACCUGUGGAAAACCGCAAGAAGGCAGCCAAGAGUAUGUACCUGUGUCCGUGUUACUACUUCCCGGUGCGUUCGGAGGCGGGGGGGCGGCCAUCUUUUGUGGUUGGUAUAGAGCUAAAAUCCGGAGCUUUUACCCCAGACCAUUGGAUCAAGAGAGGGACUGCUCUUCUCAUGAGCGUGGACAACUGAAGGCCUUAACGCACACACACCACCACAUUGACUCUGACACUUUUCUACUCAUGUUUAUUAUUUAU
Molecule: messenger RNA, 12735 nt
Organism: Anoplopoma fimbria (sablefish)
Lineage: Eukaryota; Metazoa; Chordata; Actinopteri; Perciformes; Anoplopomatidae
Product: dynein axonemal heavy chain 2-like
Exons: 83
Coding region: 11-12670 (4219 amino acids)
Biological process (GO): microtubule-based movement
Cellular component (GO): dynein complex
Molecular function (GO): ATP hydrolysis activity; minus-end-directed microtubule motor activity; dynein intermediate chain binding
Source: RefSeq, a predicted model, not a curated record